AUGUCGACCAACAAACUAAGCAUCCCAGAUUUCGACGACAUAUUCAAACAAAUAAAAAUCAACUUCUGGCUUAUUGGCAUUCCUUACGGGAAAAAUAUAAAACUGCAUUAUUACAUACUGAUGACUAUUAUUAUCGUUAUGACAAUACAUGAAUUUCUCUUUUUCACAUCGAAAUUCUCUGCUGAAAAUUUCCUUCAGUUGACGCAAUUGGCUCCCUGUACGUGUGUUGGACUACUGUCUUUUAUCAAAAUGGCCUUGAUAUGCAAUAAAAGAAACAGUAUUUUCAAAGUCACAAAUAGUCUAAAGGCUCUAUAUAAAGAAGUCCUUAAUGACAAUAAGAAGAUACACCUCGUGAAGGCGAAUUUUAUAUUUCUCAAGUACCUAACAAAGUAUUUCUUCAUUUUAAAUGGUAUACUCAUAAGUUUUUAUAAUUUUUCUACAGUUUUUCUAAUUGUUUAUCAUUAUUGGAAGAAAAACGAAGUGCAGUUUAUUUUACCUUAUGCUAUAAUGGUCCCAUUUACAAUUGAUUCUUUGCCCAGGUGGUUAAUUGUUUAUCUAUUUUCAAUAUCAAGCGGUUUUAUUUGUGUACUGUAUUUUACUACUGUCGAUGGAUUAUAUUUCAUUAUGACUACACAUAUCUAUAGUCAUUUUACAAUUUUGAGUGAAGAAAUAAAAGAACUGCAACCAGAUACAAGCCAUUUAUUGAAACAAACUGUAAGAAAGCAUCAAUACAUUCUGAAAUUGUCUCAAGAUUUGGAGGAUAUAUUUACAGCACCAAACUUAUUUAACGUCUUAGUGGGAUCUCUUGAAAUAUGUGCACUGGGUUUUAAUUUAACGAUGGGUGAGUGGGCACAAAUACCAGGAGUGAUUUUAUUUUUGUUGUCUGUACUACUACAAAUACUCAUGAUAAGCGUUUUCGGGGAAAACAUCAUGCGAGAGAGCUCCAAAAUUGGCCAGUCUGCAUAUAUUUGUAAAUGGUACAAUAUGGAUCAAAAAUCCAAAAAGAUAAUCUUACUUUUAAUGUUAAGAUCCAAUAAACCGCAGAUGCUAACCGCGUAUAAGUUUUCAGUAAUUUCCUACCAGAGUUUCACAAAGAUUAUAAGCACAUCGUGGUCGUAUUUCACAAUACUGCGAACUGUUUACAAGACACCCGAAUCAAAUUUUAAUGAAUAA
Messenger RNA from Zerene cesonia (dogface butterfly), 1173 nucleotides. RefSeq names its product odorant receptor 67c-like. The record is from RefSeq and is a predicted model, not a curated record. NCBI's taxonomy places the organism in Eukaryota, Metazoa, Arthropoda, Insecta, Lepidoptera, Pieridae. Gene Ontology annotation, molecular function: odorant binding; olfactory receptor activity. The transcript is spliced from 7 exons. Gene Ontology annotation, biological process: sensory perception of smell; detection of chemical stimulus involved in sensory perception of smell. Bases 1 to 1173 code for a protein of 390 amino acids. Gene Ontology annotation, cellular component: plasma membrane.